This is a messenger RNA of Lates calcarifer (barramundi perch), 3894 nucleotides long. Its product is annotated as E3 ubiquitin-protein ligase HERC2. Bases 257 to 2386 code for a protein of 709 amino acids. The transcript is spliced from 15 exons. The record is from RefSeq and is a predicted model, not a curated record. Lineage: Eukaryota; Metazoa; Chordata; Actinopteri; Centropomidae.
AAAGUAAAAGUAAAAAAGGAAAAGGAAGUUGGGUGGGGUGACCUCACCUCCCACUGCACGUGAUUUUAGGCCAGGGUCAAAGCGCGGUAGGCCCUCUUCGUCCCGUCAUCAACUUCAACAUCAACGCUGAUCCGCGUUGCUGUGCUGUCAACAGAAGGUGCUAUGGAGACAGUUACCCUGCAAGUGUGUUGACUGCAACCAUGGGAGGAGAAGGAAAUGAAGUCAGGGCCACAAGAGAACAGGCCAAUGUGAGAAAAUGAAGGGACACAAAGACGACGGUGGAAUGAAAGCCUCUUGUCCUUUAACAUUGGCACAGGACAUGCAGUGCAAAUUGGAUAUGGAUCUGCUUUGCUGGGGUAGUGGGGAACUUGGCCAGACUGGAUGUGGCAGACCAGGGGACAUCGGUCCAGAGGAGGCCCAUCUGAGAGAAUUCACAGGGGCAAGGCUGGGCACAGCGAAGCUGAUGGCAUGUGGAUCCAGUCAUUCCAUUGUGGUUACAGUGGACAACAAGAUCUUUGCGUGGGGAAAUGGCACCAGUGGACAGCUUGGAGAUGGCGAUAGGGCAGUGAGGGACCAGCUAGUUGAAGUUAAACUGCCACAAGAAUCGGAUGUUAAAGGAAGUGACACAGAUGUGGACAUCAAUAUAGCUGGUGUGGCCUGUGGGAGCAGACACUCCUUUAUAUGGACUCAAACAGGGCAGGCAUACAGUUUUGGAAACAACUUUUAUGCCCAGCUGGGCUAUGACUUCCAGAGGGCUGACUUCAAGGAGCACCAGCUGGCACCACGUUUGUUCCAGAACCUUCCAUCAUCUCUGAAAAUAUCUCAGGUGGCCUGUGGAGAGCGACACACUCUGUUUGCGCUGGAGGACGGCAGUGUGGCAGCAUGUGGGCAGAAUGAUUAUGGACAAAUUGGCAGUGGUUCUAAUGAAAAUGCGGUCGUCCCUCACUUUGUGGAGUGUGUGGGUCAUGUGUCGAAGGUCACCUGUGGGGCAAACCACAAUCUUGCGCUGACAGGUGACGGCAGAUUGUUUCAGUGGGGCUGUGGACGGGCAUGUGGCAACAUAAACAAAAACAUCCUGUUCCCAGAGGAAGUGACACUACCGAGCUCGCCAGUGAAAGAGAUUGCUGGAGGAUGUUGGCAUAGCUUGCUUCUGACAGAUGGUGGGAAUGUCUUCUCCUGGGGGAUGGGGCAAGAGGGACAGCUUGGACUUGGUGAGGACAGGAUUCACAUCUCUACUCCUUGUCUUCUCAACUAUUCUCAGCUAGCCAAAGUCACACAGAUAAAAGCAGGGGACAGCUACAGUGCAGCUGUCACAGCAGGUGGAGAGCUGCUUCUCUGGGGUCAGAUCCCCUGUGUGUCCCAGGUCAGUGAUCAUCCAGGCCUCAAAAGGGUCCGGACCCCCCAGCCUGUUCCAUUGGCAGGCAGAAAGGUGUGUGAUGUUGCCUGUGGUACCUGGCAUAUGAUUGCCCUCACCACAAGGAGCAGAGAGAAGAACAGAGAAUAUGAUCACCCAGAAUGUGAAGCUCUCUUCAGAGACCUUGUCAGCAAACCCCUACCGACGGAGCACACAGAGAAAGAAAACACAGUGCAAGACUUCAAGUGUAGUAUUCAGGAUCUGGAGAAACCAGAGAGCUCCGAGGAGCAGGAGAAAGAUGAAAAAAGUGAGAGUGCAGACGAAAAAGAAAAACAUGAAGAAAGACCAAACAAAGAUGAGGGAGAUGGAGCGUUACACGAUUCAGCAUUUGCCAUAGCCAGGGCUGCAACGGGGAUGGACAGGAGAGGAAAUGGCCACUCAUCAAUCACAUCCGACCAAGGAAAUGAGAGGGAGGGUUGCAGAGCAGCAGGGCCUUUGGAGCUGAGAAAAGAACCACGCAGAAGCAGAGCAAGCAGAGACGUAGUCUUCACCACUUUGCAUCUUUUACCUAGGUCAGAGGGAGAGCAAUAUAAGCCCACUGCCAGCACCUUGCCACGGCUACUGAUAGGACAGCAAGCUCAUUGCAGAGUUUUAGCUGAGGCUCAAUUGGAGAGAUCUACACAUCUGACUGAACUGGUCCAAAAAUCUGGAACUGAUAGCAGCAGUUUGCAGAGUCCCAAGCUCAGACCCAAACCCAGACCUCCUGAGAUAUGCGCGGGUCCUGGAACUCACAGGGUAGCCUCUUGUCACCGUUCAAGAACAAGACUGCUCACUGGCAUUGAGUCUCCGAUUUACAAUUCUUCUCUUCAUCUGACCCCUGGACAACAAAUUCAGACGUCCCCUUCUUUCCAGCUCGGACCACACAUCGAAACCUCUCUUCCUCCGUCUCGUUCCUCCUCUGAACCACUCAGGUACUGUCCUACACACAGAGGAGCACUUUCUUCCUUUAACACUUCUUGGAAAAAUCUAUAAAAAUCUGCAGACCCAGUUCUGUCCACCAGUGGCCCUAAACUAGUUAUCUAUUAUGUUUGAAACUUAUAUAUUUAUCCUUUUAUGUCAGGUUAUGUGGACUACUUGAAAUCAAAAUAUGUUUAUCAUAUAACCUCCCAGAUAAUACACAACUCAUCCAUGAAAUCAUCAACAUUUUUAACCAAUAGUUCCUGAAAAUGGCUGGCUAUGGAGAGAGAAUGUGCACUCUAUUAUCUACUUGAUAAUGCUUUUUCUGGAGACCACAUACAAAGUUAAAUACUUUUGGCUCCAAGGUGACUGACAAAACAGCCUCUUUUGCUCUGCAAGAGCUCUCCAAAACAGAUUUCAGAUCAGCUUUAAAGGGCUCCACUUUACCCCACACUGUGAUUUGGCAAAUACAUGUAUGCUCCUCUUACAAACCAUCUCAGUCAACGACACUCACGAACCUUGACCUCAUCUGAAAGCAUUAGACUUUGCUCUUACAGUCAAAGCUGCGUGUAGGAGUUGCAGAGUCCUUGAAUCACCACAUUUCAACAGAACUUGAGAGGGCUGAGGGUUUUUUUUUUACCCUACUACACACUACCGAGCCACAUUCAUUUUAAUACUUACAGUAUGUUGUUUAUUAAAGACAUAACGCCCUCUCAGAUCUUGGCCUCUUGUAAGACAUUUCACGGUGGAGUGUUUUCAUGGCUGCCCAUCUCUGCAGUAUGAGUCACAUGUGCAUGCUACUACGGCUCUUUUGAGUGUGAGGAAAUUGAUUUGUUGCAGAGAUAAUACUAUAUGAUGAGGUUUCUCUAAGUAAAUAGGAUCAUUACAGGAAACAGAGCUUCCUUUGAACUUGCUUUGCUCUGUUUUGUUUUUCAUGUUUCUGAGAGAGAAGUCCUUCAUUAGCCUUGUACUGUAUGCAAACUGGUUCUUUGCCACAGUCUCAACCACAACCACAUGGUAAUUCCUCUUGUCAGGAUUUAAUUUCAAGUAGUGCAUGUGAUGUUUUUUUCAUUAUCUGCAUUUAACAUAAGGACCUUUUGUUAAUAACUUGGCACCGUGGCAGUGUUGGGUUAGACUAAUCAGUCAGAAAUGUAGACAAAUAAAACUUUAAUUAAUUCUUAUAAAUUAUUUAUAUUACUUAUACUACUACUGCUGCUGCUAAUGAGGACAAUAAUAAUAGUAGUUGUAAAAAUAAUUAGUAAAAAUAUUUUAUCACUUGGGGUUGAUUUUAUAUUUACAAAUCAUUGCAUAAAGUUUUCAAUUACUUUUACCACCUGCAAGUUAUUAGGUAUGUUGAAAUUUUGACUGGAUUCGUUAUUGUUCCUGUUUUGCUUUCUUUGGAGUAGUCAUCAUUUCAGUUGGACAAAGAAUACAUGUGGACAUCAAAGCUAUUUUUUACUUUAAUUCUUAAAGGUACAAAAGGAUACUAAUGUUAAUUUUGUAAACCUAAGCAAAGGUAUUUAAAGCUCAUUGAACUGCUUCUCAAGGAGAGUGAUCAGUAAAAUAAUAAAAGUGCCAUUUAA